AUAUACUUCUGAAUUUCACACAGCUGAUACCUAUUAAUAACUCUUUUGACUUAAGUGGCCAAAGCAGAUGACAUCGGAGUAUAUCCCAAGGACUGUAUGUUAGGUCAUUUGUGCUGAUUUUCCAGAAUAUAAGACUUUAUCAGACAAGUCAGUCAUGGGUCUGCUGACAUUUCUCAUUAUACCCCUGCUGAUUUUGGGGAUCAGUGGAAUUCUUUAUAUUUAUAGGAAAGUUGUUAAGUUAAUGUCACGAACAGCUAUGAAGAAUAAAGUUGUUGUUAUAACUGAUGCAGUUUCAGGACUGGGAAAAGAGUGUUCCAGAGUAUUUCACGCUUCUGGUGCUCGGCUGGUCCUUUGCGGAAAGAGUUGGGACAAGUUAGAAGCUCUUCAUGAUGCUUUAAUAAGUGUUGCUGACCCCAGUGUGACGUUUACACCGAAGCUCGUUCUUCUUGAUAUAAGUGACAUAAAUAAUAUUGAGAGUCUUGGUAAAGAAAUUCUGGAUUGCUAUGGAUGCGUGGAUGUUUUAGUUAAUAACGCCAGCAUGAAGAUAAAAGGACCUGUGCAAAGUGUGACUUUAGAACUAGAUAAGAAGAUAAUGGACGCCAACUAUUUUGGACCCAUCACUUUAACAAAAGCCAUUCUGCCUCACAUGAUUUCAAGAAGAACCGGACAAAUUGUGCUGGUGAACACAAUACAAGGCAAGCUUGGUGUUCCAUUUCGUGCCGCAUAUGCAGCGUCCAAGCAUGCAGCACAAGGAUUUUUCGAUUGCCUUCGUGCGGAAGUGGAGGAGUUUAAUGUAUUUGUGAGUAUAGUAAGUCCCACGUUUAUCCGAUCUUACCAUGUUCAACCACAGCCUGGAAACUGGGAGGCAUCAAUCUGGAAAUUCUUUUUCAGAAAACUGUCUUACGGUGUUCACCCAGUGGAAGUAGCUGAAGAAGUACUCAGUGCUGUUAGCAGAAAGAAGCAAGAGGUUUUCAUCGCAAAUCCAGUUCCGAAAGCUGCUGUUUACGUUAGAACAUUUCUACCAGAACUAUUCUUUGCUGUGGUUUCUACCGGAGUCAAAGAAAAGCAUUUUAUAGAAGAAGAAAAGUGAUUAAGCUCAAGGGAGAAUAAAAAAAAAAUGUAUUUAAUUCAAUAAAAUCAUGGUAUAUCUAAUUUUGGUAACUGCAUGGUAGAAAGUUUAUUCUGGGAAUAUAAGCCAUAUGACUUUGCUGUAAAGAAAUAUUCUUUUUUAAAUACAUUCAUUUUAUAAAUAGUAAACCACUGUAUUGAUUCAUACAGUCGUUUUAUUUUAACAAAAUUAUUAUGCCGAAGUCAUGUUAUGCUACAGUAUAUUAUGUUAGUUACACAAAUGUGAAUUGCAUUUUUGAGAUAUAUAUAUAUAUAUAUAUAUAUAUAUAUAUAUAUAUAUAUAUAUAUAUAUAUAUAUAUAUACUGUAUAUAUAUAUAUAUAUAUGUAUAUAUUAUAAAAUAGCUUUUUAGAUGGUAUUCAUGACUAAAUGUAUAAUCAAAUGUGUCCCUUGUAAAUCAAGUGGAUGAAUUUGGUUUAAAAAACUAGUAAAAAAUUAUACAAUGCUUGUGAAAGAGAACUAUUUAAACAUUUAUUUUUUUAAAUGAAGAAAAGAUCUGUUAAAAUGGUUUAUUCUGAUUUUGCAGCUAAAAGGAAGUGUUUGUGUACAGCUAGUCCAAAAUUAAAAGUUCAUGGUUUAGAGAA
Molecule: messenger RNA, 1711 nt
Organism: Bombina bombina (fire-bellied toad)
Lineage: Eukaryota; Metazoa; Chordata; Amphibia; Anura; Bombinatoridae
Gene: DHRS7C
Product: dehydrogenase/reductase 7C
Exons: 7
Coding region: 155-1090 (311 amino acids)
Biological process (GO): regulation of release of sequestered calcium ion into cytosol by sarcoplasmic reticulum
Cellular component (GO): sarcoplasmic reticulum membrane
Molecular function (GO): all-trans-retinol dehydrogenase (NAD+) activity
Source: RefSeq, a predicted model, not a curated record